This is a messenger RNA of Penicillium manginii, 3225 nucleotides long. RefSeq lists its product as uncharacterized. Gene Ontology annotation, molecular function: transcription cis-regulatory region binding; zinc ion binding; DNA-binding transcription factor activity, RNA polymerase II-specific. The transcript has 5 exons. Gene Ontology annotation, biological process: positive regulation of transcription by RNA polymerase II. Lineage: Eukaryota; Fungi; Ascomycota; Eurotiomycetes; Eurotiales; Aspergillaceae. The record is from RefSeq and is a predicted model, not a curated record. Bases 1 to 3225 code for a protein of 1074 amino acids. Gene Ontology annotation, cellular component: nucleus.
AUGCAACCACCAGACGUGGGGCUAGACGCUGACAGCCCUGAUCCUGUCGAGGCAGAAGCACCAAGGAAUCCGGGCCCCCGCAGACACCCGAAGAAGCGAACCAAAACUGGCUGUUUAACUUGUAGGAAACGUCGUAUCAAAUGCGGCGAAGAGAAGCCAAUAUGUAGCAACUGCGUCAAAUCCAAGCGCAUUUGUGAGGGCUACGCUCAAAGAGUGAUCUUCAAGAAUCCCAUGGGUAUCUUCGGCGCCUAUGGCCCUCCCCACAGCAGUCAGGAUCUCCAGAUGCAGCAGCAGAUGCGAGUCCCUAUAUUCAAUGACUAUCCUUUACCGGCUCAGCAGGCUGCGGCAGCUGCUCAACAUCCUAUGCUGGCGCCACGGCCCGUGGAUGUGCCAGCCACCGGUCAUCAAGCUAUGCCAUCUGAGACAUCCCUGCCAGAGAGGGCACCACCUGCUGCUGCACCGCAAUUUUAUUAUCCCACGCCACCGGUACAGAUACCCCCUCCAUCAUGGCCAGUACAGGCUAUAGAGGAAGACCGACGGGGCUCUGAACCUCAAGAACCGACCGAUUAUUCACGGUCCCAGCCUCAGCCUCAGCCUCAGUCACGAUCGCAGUCACUAUCGCAGUCGCAGUCGCAGUCGCAGUCGGGGUCAGAGUCGCAGCCCAUUAAUUUAACAGAAAACCACGUCCGUUAUGAUGAACAAAAACUACCGGUCCAUUACAUACAGCCAAGUGUCAACUGGGAGAAUUUUCCGACAUCCCAAGAUUAUGCCGCGCAGUAUGCAUCUCAGCUGGCUAGUGAAUCUCAAACGAACAAGAGCAAUGAGAAUCCAUUAUUCCCAUUGCCCAUCCAACAAUCGGCUUCGAUAUAUCAAUAUCAGUACCCGCAGCAGCCGGGACAAUUAGUAACUUCGCAACUCACUACGGCGGAGCCCUUCAUUCCUCAUUCUCAGCCACAGGUAACAUAUGUGGAAGAUGAAAGUGAAGAUUUCUACGAUGUCGACUCCGACGACGAAAUGGCAGAUCAAAUACAGAGCGAAGGCUUUAAUCAGCUUAGUCUCAUCAUGGCAUCUGCAAAUAAUGACAGCCAGCUUCGUUCUUUCACAAGUCACCUCAACGAGCCGAAUAUACUCGCUAAUUAUCGCCCCUCGCUCGGCUCAUCCCCACUGAACAAUCCCAAGACAGCCCGAAUAUUCGCCCAUUUCAUCCACUCAACCGGGCCGUGCUUGUCUAUAUUUGAGCGGCAUGCGACCGACUCUUCGAUUGUUUUGGGCCUGCAGGUUCCCCUUGCACAACAGGGUCUUUGGACAUAUACUCUGCCCCUCAAGGCAUUGGAGCACCCUGCGCUACUCCAGGCUAUUCUCGCGAUCAGCAGUUUGCACAUCGCAUAUCUGCAGGGUGUACCCUCGACUGUCUCUUUGAAGCACUACCACUAUGCAUUGAAACGAAUUGGCCGCGCGGUUGGCCUCCCAUUACGACGUAAGCAAAUCGGUACUUUGGCUGCCACGCAGCUGCUCGCGUACUAUGAAGUUAUAUCAGCCGAUCACUCUAAAUGGAACAGUCACGUUGCUGGUUCCGCGCAGCUGGUUAAAGAAAUCGACUAUGCGGGUACAACUCGAGACCUCCGAGCGUACAGACGUCAAAUUAGUGAGCAACGGCAACAGAUGAGAUGGUCGAAUCCGCAGAUGUAUCCUUUUGGCUUCGACAACGACGGAUCCGAGGAUGAUCCCUUUGCCGAGAAAGAAUCAUCCAUUGACCAAGCAUUUUUAAGCUCCAUCUUGGGACGAGUGAUUAAUUACGACGAGUUUGGACGUGUCGAGCAUGAUCAGGCUCAGUCUCCCAAGAAAUUCUUUUCACGUAAGGAUAUCGAGAACUUCCGGCUUCAGUGCGACCUAUACUGGUGGUUCACCAAGCAAGAUCUCAUGCACAGUUUAGUCAGUGGCGAGAAACUAUUUAUGCCCUUUCAUCUGAAAAGCCAAUGCCCACCCCGCGCUGGCAUCGGCCGGUUAGACGCCAUUUAUGGAUCGGCUGAUCACCUUUGGCUUCUGCUUUCGCGCAUCACAGAUUACGGCUAUCGUGACCGGAAACGAAAGUUGAAAGCACUUCGUGUUGCUGGUACGGAAUGGAGGCCGGGCCCUGGGAUGUUCAAGUUUAUGGGCCGUUUUGCUGGUGGUGGCCCAAACAAAAGACCCGGUCCUCCUGGAGGUCCUCCAGGACCUCCAUCGUCUACGUCUUCAUUUUCCAACACUGGACCCCGCUCUGGUUCUGGUUCUGGCUCUGGCUCUGGUUCUUCGUCCGAGUCACCUCCAACCUUGUCACAGAAGGGACCUCCACCACGGCCAGCUGUGCCAGAAGGUCCUCCUAUGUAUGGAAUGGUACCACCCAGACCUCCGGCUCGUCUUCCAGCUGGCUUCACCGACGUUCGUCAAGAACAACGCGAAUCUUCAGAAGAAGCAGAUGAAAAUGAAUGGUCAAGCCAGCAGGCAGUCGACGACAAAUACAACGAAGCGGAGCAGGAAUGGGAGGAUAUCUUGACUGCACUCGACACCUUCGCCCGAGGGCUCGGACGAGAUUAUCAGCCACUACCCGCUGAUGUGACACCCUCGAUCUCGACUCCAUUCGGUGCUGCCUUGCAAUACCGCACGCAUACGAUCGCGGUGAUAUGGGGAUUCUACUACACGGGCCGGAUCUUGCUGCAGCGACUUCACCCAUCGAUGCCACCAGCCAUGAUGAUGGCUGCAGGUGUGGCUACACCAACGACUGCAGAGUAUGCACAGAUUAUCGGCCGGAUCACAGCAGGCAUCUACUACCCGCAGCGAUACAACCUGCAGGCUGGCAGCCUGAGCCCCACUCUUGGGUCAUCCCUUACAGAAAUGACAGUUCCGAUCUUCUUUGCGGCGGUGCAGUAUACGGAUUCGGCGCAGCGUGGCUGGACGAUAGCCAAACUCCGCGACAUUUCUCGACUGACGGGAUGGAAAACUUCGGAUGCUAUUGCUAGUGGGUGUGAGAAGUCAUGGAUUGUGGCGGCCAUGCAUGGGCGUGGGCCGCCGUAUCAACGAUCCUUUGAGACGGGUCGAGAUCGGGAUUCCCAAGAUGUACUUUCUCGAGACUUGGGGGCGCAGCAAAGUGUUGAGCGACGAUUUGUGACGGUGGAACCAACUGAUCGGGCAUAUCGGGCAAUGGGACUGCUUAGUUUGGAGGGGGAUAUGCAAAACCUGGAAUUGUAG